AUGAUUAGCUUACCUUAUAAUCAACUUUUUGUGUUGUUUUGCAUAUUUAGCUAUUUAACAACAAUAAAUGCGUCUGGUAAAUGUAAUUAUUAUCCAAACUCUUCUAUUAAAUGUAUAACAAAUACAGAAAAUGUCUAAUGUAAAUUACAUUAAAUUAAGUGAUAGGUAAAUAUGACCUUCAAUUAAGAAGGUGUUUAGAUACUAAAUAAUAAAAUUUAGGCUGCUCACCUUAUUUAAAUAAGGAAGCAUGCAUCAAUUAAAUGAGCAAUUUUUAAGGAGAGAAAAUAUAUUGUAUAAAUUAUUUAUCAAGAAUUAGGUGUAUUUUUCGAAAGAUGUUAAUACAUUGAAUAUGCAGAAAUCUAAAAAUUAGGGUGUGAUGAAAGACUUAACAAAUUAGCUUGUAUGAAUCUAUCAACAUAGAAAUGUUUUUGGGACAAUAAAUGUAAAACAAUACAAGAAGAUAUAAAAAAUAAUAGCCAUAAUUAUCAAUAAUUCAGCUUCUCUGUGACACCUUACACUUGUUAAUUAAUUGAAUCUGGUUUAUGUAAGCAUAAAUUUUUAAAUAGUUAUUAAUGAUGGAUUUCAAGGAGAUUUUAAAUGUGUAGAAGUAAGAUUAGAUUAAUUAUCUAAAUUAACAUGUUAAGAGUCAGGUUUAAAUCAAAAUGGCUGUCUGGCUAUAACAACUAAAGAUUAAUAUUGUAAUACUUUUUUUUAUUCAAAAUUAGGCAUAUUUUUAGAUAAUUAAUGUAAAUCAAUAUAACCUGACUAAAUUACUUCAUGCAAUUUAAAAUUGAAUGAAAAUGCUUGUCUAUCAGCAAUAACGUAUAAUGAAACAAAAUUAUUAUGUAAAUGGGUGGAAUCCUCUUGUAGAAUAUUUUAAGAAUAAGAUUAUUAAUGUUAAACUAUAAAUUAAGUGAACAUGUAAGUUUGUUAGCAUUCAUAAGAGUUAUGUAAGUAUAAUGAAGAAUUGAAAAAAUGUAGAACUAUUGAAAUAAAUGAAAUAAAUAACUUAAAAUGUAAUACACCAGGAUUAUCUAAGAAAGCAUGUUUGAAGAUAAAAUCAUAAAAUUGCUCAUUUUAUAAAGGAAGCUGUUAGGAACUUAAAUAAAGCGAUCUUUUAACAUAUUAAUGUGAUAUGGAUUUGAAUGAAUCAGCUUGCAUUAAUUUAUUAAAAAGUUCUCAAUAUUGUUUAUGGAAUGGAAAUAAUUGUGAAGGCUUAUUUAUAAAUUAAGAAAUUGAUUGCCCAUUGAAAUUAAAGUAUGCUGAAAUGAAGGUUAAUGGAAAUGUAUGUUAGGCAAUAUCUAAACCAGAUGUGAAGUGUAAAUACGAUAAAAAUACUUAAUUAUGUAUUGCAAGUUCAUUUGAUGAUUUUUGUGAUACUCCAUUUCUUAAUCAGAAUGGUUGUCAAAGUAUUCAAAAUAAAUAAGCAUGUUAAUGGACAAAUAAAGGAUGCUAAUAUAUUUAAAUUGAAUAUUUAUAAAAUAAAUGUGAAAGCAUAGGAUAUACAAAUUCAUAUGCUUGUUCAUAGAUUUAUGAAAGUAAUUAACUUGGAUGUUAUUUUGAUAAAACAAAAUAGUAAUGUAAAUCAAUACUUGUUGAUUCGGAUGAUAAAUCAAUUAUAAAAUUCUUGAACACAAUUACAUGUAAAGAUUCAUCACUAGGAAUAAAUAAAGUAUUAUGUGCAUCUAUUAAUACUGAAUUUACUCCAUGUAGAUGGUAUUAAGACUAAUGCAUUCAUUUCUCUAAGAAAAGUGAUAUUUCAUCAAUACCUUGUUAGCAUUUAUAAUAUUCCAAUUAUUAAGCUUGUGCUUUAGCUUCAUUUAAAUAAGAACCAUGUAGAUAUUUAGAUCACUUAAAAGGAUGUAUUAAUAAUAUUGAGAAAAAUUCAAAUUGUGAUACAAAAGGAUUGAAUUCUAUUGGUUGUUCAUAAUUGAAACUUCAGUGCUAUUUUGAUAAAAUAAGAUGCAUAAAAGCGAAUUAAAUUGAUAUCAUUACUGAUGAUUCUAAUUAGACAAAUUAGUUAUAAAAUUAAAAUAGAAUUAAUUAUAAUUCUAUAUAAAAAUGCAAUACAAGUUUUCUUACAAAAAUCGAUUGCUCAUCUAUAAUUACAAAGGGAGAGUUUUGCAUUUGGUCAUAUGGAACAAACUCUUGCAUUUCAACCACUGUUAAAUUUAAUUAAGAAUGCUUAGAAUAUGCAGAGAAAGACACGAUAGUCAAUCCAAAUGUUUGUGCAGCAAUUAGUUUAUAUUAUCCGGAGUACUGUGCUUUUAAUUAAGUCACCAAAAAAUGUUAAUUAUUUUCUCAACUUUGUAAAACUAAAUGUUGUACUGAUAAGAGUUAAAUUGGAAUGAAUGCUAAUUCUUGUAGUAGAUUUUCUAGUAAAGAAGUCGGAGUUUAUUGCUAUUUUAAUGAUUUUAGAUGCUAAGAAUUAACAAGUGCAUUUAUUGAUAUAUCUGAUCAAAAUAAUGUUAAAUAAUUUUACAAUGAUUUAAAAUUACCUUGCUCUUCUAUGAAUGUUAAUUCUUGUUAUAUGAUUGAGUGGUCAACUACUUAACAUUGUUAUGAUAAUGGGGAAGUUUGCAUGAAUGUUGAUUUUUCACGAUUUAAAGAUUUAAUGAUUUUUACUCAACCCCCAUCAAUAGUAAAUGAAUUUACUUGUUUAGCAAUUGAAGCAAGGUUAACUAUACACAAUUAUUAAAAAUACUUUAUUUACAAUAAAGAUGCUAAAAGAUGUUAACAAUUGACAUUUAAUUCUGAAUUUUCAUUUGAUAAAUGCGAAGAUGCAAUCGGAAAUAAAAAUAUAUGUACUAGAUAUACUGGCAAUAAUUAUUGUAAAUGGAAUUAAGAUAAACUUAAAUGUGUUUAAAUAACAGAAGAUGAAUUUGGUGAAAUAUUAACUUGUAAUUCAAAUUACAAUAUCAAAAUUUGCUUAGAGAACAAAAAUUCAAGUUGUUUUUUUUAAUAUUCAGAUGAUUAAUGUCUACCAGCUCCUUUAAAUGUUGAUUGUGAUUAUUUUAGCACUAGGGGAUAAGUAAAUUCUUUAGUAUGUAAGUCUCUCAGUAAGUCUAGUCAAUUAUGUGAAUUUUCUGAAGAAAUGAAAAUAUGUAUCUAAUCGAAAACAAACUUUGAAGGUGAAAAUUGUAAUUGCGAUAUUUCAAAGACAAAUGCUAAUAAUAGAGUGUGUUAUAAAAGCACAUGUGGGGAAUGUAGAUGGGAUUCCUCUACUUUAAAGUGUUAUGAAAAUGACAUUGAAAUAGAGCAAUUAAUUUGUUUAGAUAAUUUGAAUAAGAUUCUUUGUUCAUAAGUACAAAAGGAAGCAUGCAUGUGGGAUGAUAUCUUAUUUUAAUGCUUAUAAUUUGAUUCGAUAACAUCUUAAGAAUUUGAGAAAUUAAAUGAAAAUGAAAAUGCAAAUCAUCUUUACAAUGAAAAAGCUUGUUUAUUGAUUUCAGGAGCUGGAUAUUAUUAUGAUAAAGAAAAAAAGAAAUGUAUUAAGAUGGAUGAUAAAAAUGAAUUUACUUGUGAUUAAUAUUAAAUGAAUGAUUAUGCUUGUUUAUAUUUAAUAAGAAAUCACAACUGCUUUUAUGAUAUAAACGAAUAACCACCUAAUAAAUUAUGCAAACCAUUUGAAGAUGAAUAAUCUUAAUGCAAUACUACCAAUUUGAUUAAUAUUGAGGUUUGUAUGAAUUUACCAGUUUCAUGUUAUUUUGAUGAAAGCACUCUUAAAUGUUUACCAUUUUAAGUUCUAGAAACUAUGACUUGCACAUAAUUAUCCGAUUAUUCCAAGAAUAAAAAACAUCAUAACAAAAUUGCAUGUGCAUCUGUCAGCUCAACUUUAACUUAAGUUUUUGAAGAAAAAUUAUGUUCUUAAGAAAAAGAAAAUUUUUAAUAAUGCAGAUUCGAAAAAUAUUGCUAUUGGUCUGCAUAUACUUGUACCUUAUAUAAAUUAUUGGAUAACUAUGAAAAGACUAUCUAAUAACAAAGUCUUACUUGUACAAAUGUUUAAGAAGAGGAUAAUUGUCCUAAUGAAGUCUUUUUAGAAAAUUCAAAUUAUAAAAGAGAAAUACCAAAAAUUACAAUAAAAAAUAUUUGGUAAAAUCGAACCCCCAAUUGCACUGCUAUUGAUUUUUUUUUAAUAAAUGAAUAUUCUUUUACAUCAACUUUAAAUCCAGAGUAAAAAUGCAAAAUUUUAUUUUGCUCUUAUUUUCAAUAAUAAUUUUGUUUAAGUGAUGAUAAUUAUCAAAUAAUUGUCAAUUAUUAAGAUAAUUCAAUUUAAUAAGAAGAUACAUAGGCUCAAAUAACUUUAUUUGAUCAAUCUGAUAUUGAAAAAAGUGCCUGCAUCACCCAAUUUGAACCUCCAUAUAGUUAGACUAUUUCAAGUGAUUGUAUUUAAUAAGAAAAUUUAGUUUUAACAUCUUAUUGUAGGUUAAUAAAAAAUCUUGUUAGAGUUUGUCAUAAAUCUUUUUCAGAAGCGCUUUGUUUAGAAUUAAACAAAGAAAAAGAAGGUUGCUUUUAUGAUAUUAAUUAAGGAGGCUGUAUAUAAUUGAAAGAUAAUGAACAUAAAAUACCAAAUUGUAGUAGCAUAUCAAAUAAUUGUUAUAGAAGUUAAAGCAAAAAUGCAAUUUGUUAAAAUGGAUAACUAAUUAAAUAACCUGGUGAUAAAUGUAUUAGUGUUUAGGAAGAUUAGUAAACAUGUUAAAAUAUAAGCACUUAAUACUCUUCUCCAUUAUGUUCUUAAAUUAAUGAAUAAGAUGCUUAACCAGUUUUAUGUGCAAUAGCAUCAGAUGAUUGUAGAUUUGAUGGAAUAAAUUGUAUUGGCACUCAGCCAGUUCCAUGUGUUUGUGAUAAAAGCUUCAGUAAAUCAUUAUGUGAAAAAUGUGGUUGUGAUUAUAUGUUUCUAGGAUAUUGCCAAUAAUAAAAAGAAUGGGUUCCUUAAUUAAAUUAGGAUUGUUCAAAUAAAUAUUAUUUAUGUUAUGAAGUCACAUAAUUUGUCACAAACAAUAAAUAAAAGGUCUGUGGUCUUGUUGAUUAAGCAUGUAAAUUUACAUCGAAAUGUGAAGAUGCUACUCAUUCUACAUGUAGUGAAUUGAUAGGUUUUAUAGUAUCUUAAUAAGCAUGUAUAAGAUGUACAGGUUUAGGAAUGAAAUAUGAUAAACUCACUUAAAAAUGUAAUCCUAUAGCCUAGAAUAUUGAUAAAUGCGAAAAUCUAAAUAAAUAAGCUUGUCUUUCUUUUUCAAAAACUAUUUAAUGCUAAUGGCAGAAAUUUUAGUCUUCAAAAUGUAAUUAAUAGAAAUAUGAAUAUGGCUGUAUAAAAAUAGCUAAUAUUUAAAAAACAGAUUAAAUAGAUUGUUCUAAUUUGAAUUAUGAUGCUUGUAUUUAAGAAUAAUUAAAUUUAUGCUGGUUUAACUAAGAAACAGAAAUUUGUGAAAAGUAUAAUCCUUUUAAAGGAAGGUGUGAUUUGCUUAAAAGUAAAUCAACCUGUAACUUGUCUAUGGUUGAAUCAUGCUUAUGGGAUGGUAUUAAAUGUUUAAUUUAAUUAUUACAAUCAAAAUGUGAAGGUUUAAAUAAAUUUGGAUGCUUAAAUUUAUAGGAUAAACCUUGUGUUUGGUCUGAUACAACUCAAACAUGUAAUCAAACUAAAUUCCUUGAAAAACAGAUAAGUUGUACCCAAUUCUUAUAAGAUUAAUCUAAUGUAUCUCAUAUGAAUGGGUAAACUUGUACAUUAAUUAAUGCUGAUAAAAGUUGUAUAUUGGGUUAAAACUAUAAAUGUAGAGAAAUUUUAGAACCAACAUCUUAUGAUUGUCAGACUUUAGGAUUAAAUUUAAAAGCAUGCCUCAUAAAAACUAAAAAUUCAUGUGCUUUUAAAAAUAAUAAUUGCAUUUUUACAAUAAAUGUAAAUGAAGGUUGUUAACCAUAUUUAAAUUAAGCAGCUUGUUUAGAUUAAAAUAAUUUUUGCAAAUUCAACGAUGAAAAAUGCUCGGAUUUAAAAUUUAAUACAAUAAAUGAUAUUAUUGGCCUCAAAUUUGCUCCUUAUUCUGAAUAAACAUGUUAUGCUUUUGAUCAUUGGAAGGAGGAUGACUAAAAAGGUCUGAUUUAUAGUUUAAUUUAAGGAAGAUGUUUAGUUGUCUAAAAUUUAAAUAUUAAGCUAACAGAUUGCACAUUACCUGGAAUCAAUAAAUAAACUUGCUUGAACCAAAUAGAAUCUUUUUGCGAAUACAAAGAAAAUCUUUGUUAGUAUAUUAACCCUUCAGAUAUUAAAUUUUGCUUAAAUACAUUAAAUUAAUUUGCCUGCACUCAAGUGAAUGGUAUAUUAUGUAAGUUUUAAAAUAAUUAGUGCUAAAUAUUUAGCGAAACAGAUGAUUUUAAUUGUGCUCUAUAAUAAUUUAGUAACUCUUAGGUUAAUCCUAAAAUAUGCGCUGCAGAUAAAAAAAAUCCAUGUUUUUUUGAUAAUAAAACAAAAUAGUGUGGAUUAGUAGAUGAAAAUUCAAUUGAAAAAUAAUGUUAUGGAUUAAAUAGAUAAGCAUGUAUUUUUAGCUCAAAAGAAUUGCUUUGCUAAUUUAAUGAGGAUGAAAAGCUAUGUGAAAGUUCAUUUGGAUUGUAAAAAUGUGUCAAUCUAGUAAAUAAAAAUAAAUGCCUAGCUAUUAUUACUAAAGGUCAAUUUUGUUACUUUGAUGAUAUUAAGGGUUGUCAAUAGCUUGAUAAAUCAGUUGAUAUUUUUAAAUGUUAGAAUUAAAUUUAAACUAACCCUUAUACAUGCUCUCAAAGCUAAGACAUUCCUUGCUUUUUUGAUAAAAAAUCAAAAAAGUGCAUAGAAUAUAUUUCUUUAGAAAAUCUGGAUAAAAUUACUGAUUUUUCCAUAUUUUAAAACUAUUAAUUAUCCAACAUUUAUUCAUUUAAUAAAAAGACGUGUGAACAAUUUAAUUAGGAAAUAUUUUCUAAAAACUCUUAGCCAUUCACUAAAGAUGUUUUAAUUUUUUGGAAGGAAUCUUGCAUAGAAGUAGCUAGUGCUUAAUUGAACUAUUUAAAAUGCGAUUAAAAUUUAAACAAAAAUACUUGCAUUAGUAUUAAGACCCCGUUUUAAUACUGUUAAUAUAUAAACAACAAAUGCAUAAAUGUUGAUUUAAAGGAUUUUCAAAAUAUGCCUUGUUAGUCUAUCAAAAAUAUAAAUUCAGGGGCAAUUUGCUCUUAAACUUAGGAUGUUGCCUGUUAAUUUAAUCCACUUCAAUAUAGAUGUGAAAGCAUUUCUCUGAACUUUUCCAAUUCUUUUAAAAUAGAAUGCUUAGAAAAAAAUCCUGAAUUGAAAGGAUAUAAUAAGCUAGCUUGCGCUUUAAGUUAUGAUAAUAGUUGUAUUUUUAAGGAUCAAUGUUAUAAAAUUAACAAAUUAGUAUUAUAAUUUUGCGAAGAUGCUUUUGAUAUAUAUUAGUGUACAUUAGUUUAAAAUGAAGGGUGUAUCUUCAAAGAUAAUAAAUGUCUAAAGAUCCUAACUUCAGAUAUUAUCGUAUGUGAAUAAGCAAUUAACAAAAUAGGAUGCACCAAUAUUUAAUUAGAAGGAUAGUAUUGCUAAUAUUUAGAAGACAAAUGUAUUUCUCGCGAUUUAAUAGAAAUUAGUAAAAUUGAAUGUGAUAAAGUUACAAAUAUUAAUCACUAUACUUUUUGUGAAUUUCCUAAAGAUGCAGCAUGUAUUUAUAAUUUAAAAACUUAAUCAUGUUAAGUUGUAUCUGACAUGGAAGAUCUAAUAUGUUAAAGAGGAAUAAAUGAAAUAGCUUGUCUAAAUUUAACAAAUAAGAACUUAAAUUGUUAAUUUAUUGAUUAUUGUUAUGAUUCUAAUUAUGGAAUCAAUAAUUGCAAUAGUUCAAAUAAAAAUUUAUGUUGUCGAGAAGCAGGAUCAAUUUAAAAUUGUUUAAAUUAAAAUUUAUAUAAAUGUACUUGGUAGAAUAAUGAAUGUUUUAGUUAUGAACCGAAAGAGAAUGCAAAUUGUAAUGAUAUUUAAUAUUCAAGCAAAUUUGUUUGUAUUGCAUUUGAAGAUAAUUUCUGUGUUUAUAAUUCAGUUAACCAUAACUGCAAAUCUAUUAAUCCAACUUCUUGUGAUUAAUUAUAAUCAUCCUAAUAAUGUAGCAGAAUGAUUAUUUUGCCAUGUAUUUGGGACAAAGAUUAAAUGAAAUGUGUUUAUUUAGAAAAUUAAGAUAUAAAUGAUGGGUUAAUUUCAAUUAUAAGUUCAGUUUAAAUGAAUUGUGAAGAUGUAACUGCUUAUUUUGGAAGUUAAAGAGCUUGUAUGAAUAUAUUGAAAUAAGGAUAAAUGUGUAUUUAUGAAAAUAAUGAAUGUCAGUCUUUUAAUAAUGUUGAAGGCUAAAAUAAUUGCUUAGAUAACAUUAAUAUUAAUUCAUGUUUAUAAUAAACUAUAAGUGAUUGUUAUUGGGAUUUAAAAUUAUUUAAAGUCUAAAAGUCUCUCGAUGAAAAUGAAUCACAAGCAUAUUACGGAACUUGUAUAAAAUUUGAGAAUUAUGAUAAAAUAGGUUGUGAUUCAAAACUUAGUUAUACUUCUUGUUUAAAAAUUGUUAAAGAAGGUGUAUUUUGUAUUUGGAAAGACUUAAAGUGUUAAACUUUAGAUGAUGAUCCAUUAAUCAUUUAUGAAACUUCAAAACUAUUAUUAAUAAAUUAUAAUUCUUGUGGUUUAGUAAAAAAUGGAGAUAUCGUUAAAUACGAUAAAAAUAUGAAAAUAUGCGUAAAAGUUAAUGAUUUAAAUUCUAUAUCAUGUAUGACUGAAGGAUUAAAUAAAGAUGGAUGUCUUAGUAUUAAAUAGCAAAAUUGUAUUUGGGAUUUAUCAAGAAGAAAAUGUAGAGAAAAGAAGCUCAUUAUUGAUAUAAAAGAUGAUUCAUGUGAAUAAUAAAAUUGGUCUUCUCAUUUAUGUUCAUAAAUAAAUCUAGAUAAACCAUGUGGAUUUAUAAAAGAUGGUUGUAAUUUUAUCGAUAUUUAAUAAGCAAGAUGUACUUAAGAAGGAUUGAAUAAAUUUGCUUGUUUGAAUAUAUAAAAGUAUCCUUGCAUUUGGAUUAAAAAUUUAAAUGAUGAAAAUUAUCAUUGUGAAGAUUACAUUCCUCAUCUCUCCUGUAAUUAAAUUCCUUAAAAUGUCAAUUCUAAAGUUUGUUCAAUGGUUAAAGAAGGUGCUUGUUAUUAUAAUUUACAAAAAUUGAAAUGUGAAGUUCCUAAUAAAAAUGAAACUAAUUGUGAAUUGAUGGGAUUAAAUAUUAUUGGAUGCGUUUAAAUUGAAAUGUGUUUUUUUGAUUAAAAAUGCUAAUUAUUAAAUAGAAAUAAUUAUAAAUGUGAUGAUUUUCCAAUAGCUAAUAAAUUAAUUUGUAAGAAUGCUAUUGAUUCUUGUAAAUAUAAUGAAAUUGUUUAUGGAUGUUCAUAUGCUUAUGAUGAACUUUGCUCAAAUGAUUCUUUAAGCAUGAUUGCAUGCUAGAAUUAGAAACAUUGCUCAUAUUUAGAUAAUAAUUGCUAAUGUUAAUUAUACAUUGACGAAUAUGAUUGCAAUAAUAUUACAAAUAUUAAUAGCUGCUAAGAGUAAAGCUAUUGUAUUUUUUAAUAUAAUACUUCAAGUAGUGAAAUUGAUAUUUAAUAUAAUCAUAAAUGUAGAUAAAAGACAUGUUAAGAUUUUAAAGCAGAUAAAUGUGAUAAUAAUAAAAUUCUAGGAAUUACUUGUUACUGGAACAAUUCUGAAUAAUGUUAAUCAGCAUCAAAAUGUGAAGAUAUAAUUCACUCUACUUAUGAAUGCUCUUAAUAUUAAUUUAAUGGUAGGCCUUGUUAAAUGAUUAAUAAUAAAGGAUUUUGUGAAUAAUUUUCAUGUGAAAAUUUUAGUUAGGAACUUUGUUCUAAAUAUUCAUAAUUUUGUAAAUUUGAUUAGAGUUGUAAAACAAAAUAAUGUCCUGAUUAUAUUGAGGAAAAUUGCAUUUAAAAUGAUUGUAAUUGGAAUAUAAUUGAAGGAACUUGUUAAUAAUAAGUUGAAUGCUCUUAAAUUCAAAAUGAAUCUGAUUGUAAUCGCUAGAAAUACAAUAAAAGAACAUGCUUUUGGGUUAUAUAGAAUGAUAACUAAUUUUGCACUUAAAACAGAUGUCGCCAUCUCGAUAAUUCUAUAUUUUGUUCUGGCUCACGUUUUGUUAAUGAAUAUUGUGUUGAGUUAAGUGAUUCUACUUGUGUAUCAUGUGAAGAAAUUUUAGAUAAAUGCGAAUGUAUUUAAUAAUCUAAAUAUUGUUAUUAUGACAUUAAACAAAAUAAUUGUAAGUCUAAGAAUUGUGAGUCUUUUAAAAAUUAGGAAGAAUGUCCUGAUAAUUUAUGUUCAUAUUAUGAUCAUGUAUCUUUUAUUAUUCUAUAUUUAGAAAUGUCAAAAUUAAUGUUAAUAUAUAUAUAAAGAAGAUCAAUGUAAGAAAAUUAAUAGAUGUACUUGGAAGAGUGAAUAACAGAAAUGUCAAGCAUUAUGUGAAAAAUUUUCAGAUGAAUCAUAAUGUUAAGAGAUGAAGGAAUGUUUUUGGAAUGAUGAUCAAUUGAUUUGCCAAAAUAACACCAAUUCUUAUGAGAUAGAAAAGGAAAUAAAAAGUCAUUUGCUUAGUUUAGCUUUAAUUUAGUGGAUUAUGAUAUGA
Molecule: messenger RNA, 10628 nt
Organism: Paramecium sonneborni
Lineage: Eukaryota; Ciliophora; Oligohymenophorea; Peniculida; Parameciidae
Source: the annotation of a GenBank genome assembly